Messenger RNA from Chaetura pelagica (chimney swift), 1553 nucleotides. RefSeq names its product XPA binding protein 2 (gene XAB2). Gene Ontology annotation, biological process: mRNA splicing, via spliceosome; generation of catalytic spliceosome for first transesterification step. Lineage: Eukaryota; Metazoa; Chordata; Aves; Apodiformes; Apodidae. The record is from RefSeq and is a predicted model, not a curated record. Gene Ontology annotation, molecular function: protein binding. Gene Ontology annotation, cellular component: post-mRNA release spliceosomal complex; Prp19 complex; U2-type catalytic step 2 spliceosome. The annotation marks the transcript as partial. The transcript has 12 exons.
CUGUCCCCUGAGAGCGCCGAGGAGUACGUGCGGUACCUGGUGGGCGCGGGGCGGCUGGACGAGGCGGCGCAGCGCCUGGCUGUGCCCUGUCCCCAGGCCCGGGAUGUGUACGAGGAGGCGGUGCAGACGGUGGUGACCGUGCGGGACUUCACCCAGGUGUUCGACAGUUACGCGCAGUUCGAGGAGAGUCUGAUCGCGGCGCGGAUGGAGACGGCGGCCGAGCUGGGCCGGGGGGAGGACGAGGAGGGGCAGCUGGAGCUGCGCCUGGCGCGCUUCGGGGCGCUGAUGUCGCGGCGGCCGCUGCUGCUGAACAGCGUCCUGCUGCGCCAGAACCCGCACAACGUGCACGAGUGGCACAAGCGGGUGCAGCUCUACCAGGGCCGCCCCGAGCAGAUCAUCCAGACCUACACCGAGGCCGUGCGCACCGUGGACCCGCAGCGCGCGACGGGACGUCCCCACGGGCUCUGGGUGGCCUUCGCGCGCUUCUACGAGGACAACGGGCAGCUGGACGAUGCCCGUGCCAUCCUGACCCGUGCCACGCGGGUUCGGUUCCGGCGGGUGGAGGACCUGGCUGCCAUCUGGUGUGAGUUUGGGGAGAUGGAGCUGAGGCACCACAACUACAGCCAGGCCCUGGGCGUGCUGAGGAAAGCCACGGCACUCCCUGCCCGUCGGGCCGAGUACUUCGACGCUUCGGAGCCUGUGCAGAACCGGCUCUACAAGAGCCUCAAGGUCUGGUCCAUGUUGGCCGACCUGGAGGAGAGUUUGGGCACCUUCCAGUCCACCAAGGCUGUGUAUGACCGCAUCCUGGACCUGCGCAUCGCCACCCCCCAGAUCGUCAUCAACUACGCGCUGUUCCUGGAGGAGCACGGGUACUUCGAGGAGAGCUUCAAGGAACUGGGUGACGAUGCCGCCCGGGAGCUGUGCCUGCGCUUCGCGGACAUGGAGGCGCGGCUGGGGGAGGUGGAUCGAGCCCGAGCCAUUUACACCUACUGCUCCCAGAUCUGCGACCCCCGCUGUCCCCUGUGUCCCCAGCCAUCUACCUGCUUGUCCCCUGUGUCCCCAGCCAUCUACCUGCUGUACGCGGGGCUCGAGGAGCGCUUCGGCCUGGCCCGUCACGCCAUGGGGGUUUACGAACGGGCCACCCGGGGGGUCCCCCCCGAGCAGCGAGGGGACAUGUUCAACAUCUACAUCAAACGCGCCGCCGAGCUCUACGGGGUCACGCACACCCGGCCCAUCUACCAGAAGGCCAUCGAGAUCACUGGCACCUUCUGGCAGACCUGGAAGGACUUUGAGAUCCGCCACGGGAACGAGGACACGAUCCGGGAGAUGCUGCGGAUCAAGCGCAGCGUCCAGGCCACCUACAACACCCAGGUCAACUUCAUGGCCUCCCAGAUGCUCAAGGUCUACAGCAACGCCACAGGCACUGUCUCAGACCUGGCACCAGGGCAGAGUGGCCUGGAUGACAUGAAGCUGCUGGAGCAGCGCGCGGAGGCGCUGGCGGCCGAGGCCCAGCGGGACCAGCCCCCCAGCAAGGGCAAGGUGCUCUUCGUCAG